Messenger RNA from Mastomys coucha (southern multimammate mouse), 1098 nucleotides. Its product is annotated as carboxylesterase 3B-like. The coding region runs from base 1 to 1059 and encodes 352 amino acids. The record is from RefSeq and is a predicted model, not a curated record. NCBI's taxonomy places the organism in Eukaryota, Metazoa, Chordata, Mammalia, Rodentia, Muridae. The transcript is spliced from 8 exons.
AUGACAAACAUGGAGACAACAAUACGAGCUGGGUCCAAGAUCCUAGUCUGGGUGGCCUGUCUGCUCCUGGCAUUUUCUACCACGGUCACUGUGUCUGCUGGGCUCUUCCACAGAGCCAUAUCCCAGAGUGGGGUUAUCCCCACCAAGGUGAUGACAGUUUUGAACGCAUGGCCUGAAGCUCAGGACUUUGCCAAUUCCGUGGACUGUGGCUCCGGAUCCCCAGCUGAGCUGGUUCAGUGUUUGCUGCAGAAGGAAGGGAGGGACCUUAUCACGAAGAAAAACAUGAACAUUUCCUACAUAGUCAAUGACUCCUUCUUCCCACAAAGGCCAGAGAAGCUCCUAGCAGACCAACAAUUCCCCACUGUGCCCUAUAUGCUGGGAGUCACCAACCAUGAGUUUGGCUGGCUCAUACCCAGGUUCUGGAAUAUCCUGGAUAAGUUGAAACACUGGAGCCGGGAAGACCUGCUGAAGAUUUCAAGGCGCUUCUUGGCCCGUAUGCAGUCUCAGGAUACCUUGCCAUCCAUCUCCAGUCUGGACCAUUCUUAUAAUGAAGAUUUAUGUCAUUACAGACUUGUGCUGCCAGAUGGCCUGAUUGAACUGUGGGCACCUAACAUGAAUAUUGCCUUCUCUGUAGAUGCUGGGUGCCCUGUUUUCUUGUAUGAGUUCCAGCACACACCCAGUUCUUUUGCGAAGUUCAAGCCAGCCUGGGUAAAGGCUGACCAUGCAUCUGAGAAUUCCUUUGUUUUUGGAGGUCCUUUCCUCACUGACGAGAGCUCCCUCCUGGCCUUCCCAGAGGCCACAGAGGAAGAGAAGCAGCUGAGCCUGACCAUGAUGGCCCAAUGGAGCCAGUUUGCACACACAGGGAAUCCCAAUGGCAAGAAUCUGCCUCCUUGGCCCCAAUUAAACCACUUAGAACAAUACUUGCAGAUUGGUCUAGAACCACGGACUGGGGUGAAGCUAAAGAAGGAUCGGCUACAGUUCUGGACAGAGACACUGCCCAGAAAAAUUCAAGAAUGGAACCGAGAGCAGAGGAGCAGGAAAGUUCCAGAGGAGCUCUGAGGCCAGACCUACCUGGACCUUCCUUACUGGGCCAACCCA